Molecule: messenger RNA, 2168 nt
Organism: Salvia miltiorrhiza (redroot sage)
Lineage: Eukaryota; Viridiplantae; Streptophyta; Magnoliopsida; Lamiales; Lamiaceae
Product: probable serine/threonine-protein kinase At1g54610
Exons: 6
Coding region: 367-2061 (564 amino acids)
Biological process (GO): positive regulation of transcription elongation by RNA polymerase II; protein phosphorylation
Cellular component (GO): cyclin-dependent protein kinase holoenzyme complex; nucleus
Molecular function (GO): RNA polymerase II CTD heptapeptide repeat kinase activity; cyclin-dependent protein serine/threonine kinase activity; ATP binding
Source: RefSeq, a predicted model, not a curated record
GGGUUUUGUAGGUUGGCAAAAAGCCUAAUGAAAGAGUCAUAUCUUACAAACCAUGCUUCGUAAUCAACGGAAGAAGCUAAGUUAAUUAGUUUACCUUUUCCAAAAUAUCUAUUAUAAAUUAUUUUACAAAACGCAUAAUAUACAUAGAUAUUCCAAAUUCCCUCUGCCGGCCUCAAUUCUACAUCAUCUUACCUCAUUUAUAUACUGCAAAAUCUUGUCUUACUCUCUCAUCUACAAAUGUCCCAUUUCCCUUAUUCCCUUUUGCGUUACAUUUUUUAUUCAAUCACAACACCUAACCCCCUAAUAAAUUCAAGAAUAUAUACAUAAAAAACAUUGCUAAACUAAGAAGUGACACUUUUUUUAUGCAUGGGGUCCUCACAAAGUUCAAAAACAUACGUGAAAUCUCCGCCGAUGGAGAUGGAGAAGCUAAGGCUGGUUAAUGGUAGCAUGAAGGAGGGCCCGGUGAGGCCGACGAGGAACCCGAGCUCCCGGGGGAGAGGCGGGGCCCACCCGGGGCACGAGGCGAGGAGGAGUGCUAGCAAUAGCGGCAGCGGUGAUGGAGAUAGGGGUGGCGAAGUUUCUAGAAGGAGUGGUGAUGGCUUGAUGAAUAAGGGUGGUGGUGAAGAUGAUGAGUUGGUGGGUGGAUGGCCUAAGUGGCUUGUUGAUAAUAUUCCGAGCCAUGUUUUGAAGAAUAUAGUUCCAAAGAGUGCCGAUUCUUAUACAAAGAUCGACAAGGUAGGGCAAGGAACGUACAGCAACGUAUACAAAGCUCGGGACAAAGACUCCGGGAAGCUGGUGGCCCUGAAGAAGGUCCGGUUUGACACGUCGGAGCCGGAGAGCGUGAAGUUCAUGGCGAGGGAGAUCAUGAUCCUGCAGAAGCUGGACCACCCCAACAUCUUGAAGCUGGAAGGGCUAGCCACCUCAAGAAUGCAGUACAGCCUCUACCUGGUGUUCGACUACAUGUAUUCGGACCUCUCAAGGAUGCUGUCUCGCCCCGACGAGAGGCUGACGGAGCCGCAGAUAAAGUGCUACAUGCAGCAGCUGUUCUCGGGGCUGCAACACUGCCACGAGAGGGGGGUACUGCAUAGGGAUAUAAAGGGCUCAAACUUGCUGAUAGACCGAAAUGGGAUGUUGAAGAUAGGUGAUUUUGGGCUGUCGAAUCUGUUCAAUCCAGAGAGGAAGAGGCCUCUCACUAGCCGAGUUGUGACCCUUUGGUAUAGGGCGCCGGAGCUGCUGCUUGGCUCCACCGAUUAUGGAGUUGGGAUUGAUCUUUGGAGCGCCGGAUGCCUCAUGGCUGAGAUGUAUGCCGGAAGGCCCAUCAUGCCGGCUAGAACUGAGGUUGAGCAGCUACACCGGAUUUUCAAGCUGUGUGGGUCGCCUAGAGAGGACUACUACCGGAGGUUCAAGCUGUCGACAGCGCUCAAACCUACUCAGAUUUAUAGGCCCAAUCUUCGUGAGGCCUUCAAGAGCUUCCCCUCCGCUGCAGUCGACCUUCUUGCCACGCUUCUCUCGCUCGACCCUACGCGCCGCGGAACUGCUGCUUCUGCUCUUCAAGAUAAGUUCUUUGAAACCAACCCUUUAGCUUGUGAUGUCUCUGGUUUGCCUGCAGUCCAUGUGGAGGAAGAUGAGUACUCUGCAGCAACUGAGAGGAGAAAGCAUAGGAGUUCUAAAAUGAGGAGGCGUAGCCAGUCGCACAGAGAGCAUAGGAAGAAGAGCUCAGCAGCUGAGAAGCCAAGUGCAGCUAAUGAAGGAUCUAAAGAGACGAGCACAGAUUCAUCGAUUUUCGGGUUGGAUCCGGGGAGUAGCUCGACCGGCACUUCCUCUAAGAGCGUUAGGCCACCAGAGAAGGAGGAGGAAGAGGAGCUGCCUCGGCUCUUUCCUUCUCCGGUGGCACCGGAAGACCCUCCUAGGGUUGCAGCUAAGAGCCGUGUGACUGACUAUUAUAUAGUAGGUGAUGAUGGUCUAAAGAGAUUGGAUUCUGUUCAAAGGUCUGCUUCAUCUAGGGCAUUUCAGAGUUUGGAAAACAAGCACAUACAUAAGCUGCAUUCUCUUGAUGUUUGAGAGCUAUAUAUUGGUGGUGAAGAUGAUUCUUGAUUUUGAUGACUUGUUUUUUGUUAUUAUACAUUUUCCAUUUUUGAUGAUAAUCAUUUCUUUCAUGAGCAUGAAAA